Molecule: messenger RNA, 3666 nt
Organism: Anolis carolinensis (green anole)
Lineage: Eukaryota; Metazoa; Chordata; Lepidosauria; Squamata; Anolidae
Gene: chpf
Product: chondroitin polymerizing factor
Exons: 4
Coding region: 393-2729 (778 amino acids)
Cellular component (GO): Golgi cisterna membrane
Molecular function (GO): glucuronosyl-N-acetylgalactosaminyl-proteoglycan 4-beta-N-acetylgalactosaminyltransferase activity
Source: RefSeq, a predicted model, not a curated record
CGCGUGGGGGUGACACGUCGUACGGCCCGGCAGCGGCGCCUGCGGCUCCUGGAGCGGAGACUGACGGGAGUGACGCUCUUUCGCUUCCCUCUCCCCCGCCCCUCCUUCCCUCCCUCCUUCCCUCCCAACGGCCUUCCGCGAGAACGGAAGCAGGCCCUCUUCUCUGGCUCCUUCUCCUUCAGUUGCUUGGCAGCCGCAGCGCCCCUCCCCUUUCCCAGAGGGCCCGAAGCCGGCGCCAGGUUCGCUCCCCUUGGGGCCCGCUGCUCGCUACCGCCAGGCCUCCGCUGGUGCCACCUCCUUUCUCAUCCCGGAACCCCAAGCCCACUCUUUCCCGUUCCGCUGCCUCUUCAUUCGCGCCCCCGGCCGCGUUGUAUUUCCCUAGUGCCGCCGCCAUGCGCUUCUCCCUGGUGUUGUCCCUCCUGCGGCCGGUGGGGCCCGUGGUGGUGGGGGUCUCCCUGGGCUUCACGCUCAGCCUGCUCAGCGUCACCUGGGUGGAGGAGCCCUGCGGGCCCGGGCAGCACGGCGACAACGGCGGCCUCCGGGGAGACGCGGGCCCGGAGGCGCAGCCCCACCAAGGCGCCGGGCAAGGCAACGCGGCCCGUAAGCCCAACUCCGUGCCGGGAGGGCUGGGCGCCGACCCCGAGCAGAGCUGGGAGCCCCGUGUCCUGCCUUACAAGCCCCCGAACCCAGGCAAGGCCGUCAAGAAAACCAUCAGGACUCGAUACAUCAGCACGGAGCUGGGCAUGCGCCAGCGUCUCUUUGUGGGGGUACUGACCUCGAAGAACACGUUGAACUCCCUGGCCGUGGCAGUGAACCGCACUCUAGGCCACCGGCUGGAGCGUCUGGUCUACUUCACAGGCACACGAGGGCGCAAAGUUCCACACGGCAUGAUGGUGGUGACACACGGUGAUGAGAGGCCUAUUUGGAACAUGUACCAGACCAUCAAAUAUGUGCUAGACCAUUACGUGGCAGACUUCGACUGGAUUUUCCUGGUCCAGGAUGACACCUACACGGAGGCUCAUCGUGUGAACCACUUGGCCUCUCACCUCAGCAUUGACACUCUCCUCUACAUGGGCCGACCAGAGGAGUUCAUUGGUGGUGACACACCUGGACGGUACUGCUAUGGCGGCUUUGGUUACCUGCUUUCUCGAGCUCUGCUCCUGCGCUUGCAGCCUCACUUGGAAAGUUGCCGGAAUGACAUCCUGAGUGCGCGCCCUGAUGAAUGGUUGGGACGCUGCAUAAUUGACUAUACAGGGGUGGACUGUGUGGCAGAGCAUGAGGGCCUGCGUUAUCAGUACUUUGAGCUUGGAAAGAAUACAGACCCCGAGAGGGAGAGUGAUCCACGAUUCAAUGCUGCAUUCACUGUUCAUCCUGUGCUGGAUCCUAUCCAAAUGUACCGGCUGCACAGAUAUUUUGCCCGUGUGGAAUUGGAGCACACGUAUCAGGAAAUUCAGCAGCUACAGCGGGAGAUCCAGAAUACCAGCAGCCUUUCGGCAGAUGGAGCCCUGAGUGCCACAUGGCCCAUUGGCAUUGCCUCCCCUUUCCAACCGAAGACUCGCUUUGAGGUGCUUCGCUGGGACUAUUUUACAGAAGAGUCAGCUUUUUCCUGUGUGGAUGGGGCCCCCAAGUGUGAGCUUCGAGGCGCAGACGCUGCUGAUGUUGCAGAUGUGGUCACUGAAGCCGUAGAAGAGCUGAACCGCCGCUACCAGCCUGUACUACAUGUGCGCAAACAGCAGUUGCUGAACGGCUACCGUCGAUUUGACCCCACAAGGGGCAUGGAGUACACAUUGGAUCUGCAGCUGGAGGUGGUGACUCAGAAGGGACACAGCCGGUCCCUGGCCAAGCGGGUGCACUUGCUGCGCCCCCUCAGUGAGGUAGAGAUCAUCCCAAUGCCCUAUGUGACUGAGGCCAGUCGGGUCAACGUCAUCUUACCCCUGACGGCAGCAGAGCGGGACUAUGCCACACGUUUCCUGGAGGUGUAUGCCACGGCAGCUUUUGAGAAUGCUGAGAAUGCAGUCCUGACCUUCCUUUUCAUCUAUGACCCUUUUGAAGCUCAACAAGUUGCUCAAAAUGACGUCUUUGGGGCAGUGAAAGCCCGCAUCACUGAGUAUGAACGGCGCUACACUCAAGUGAAGAUCCCUUGGAUAAGUGUCAAGACAGAUGCUCCCUCCCAAAUCAAGGUAAUGGACAUCAUCUCCAAGAAGCACCCUGUGGACACCCUCUUCUUUGUGGCUGGCGUGAGCACUGAGGUUACUACUGAGUUCCUGAACCGGUGCCGCAUGAACACUAUUAACAGCUGGCAGGUUUUCUUUCCCAUCCACUUCCAGGGCUACAACCCCACCAUCGCUUUCCACAACCAGCCCUUGCCUCUUUCUGGCUUGGACCUGGUGCGGGACGCUGGCCAUUUUGACCGCGAUGCUUUCAACGAAGCUUGCUUUUACAAUGCCGACUACAUGGCGGCCCGCACCCGAAUGGCAGCUGAUGCCCAGGACAAUGAGGACAUCCUGGAGACCAUGGACAUCUAUGACCUUUUUGUCAAGUACUCGAACCUGCAUGUCUUUCGCGCUGUGGAGCCUGCCCUCCUGCAGCACUACAGGCCACAGAGCUGCAACCCCCGGCUGAGCGAAGAGCAGUAUCACCGCUGUGUGCAGAGCAGCUUGGAAGGCCUGGGCUCCCGGGCCCAACUGGCCAUGGUGCUUUUUGAGCAGGAACAAGGCAACAGCACAUGAGAACUUGCCCCACACUCUCCACUGCAUUCACUUCACAGCAGAGGAGAGCUGGAAAUGACUGUUCAGACUCUGAACCUAGGGUGGCACUCUGGCUGGCCUUGUGGGUUAUGCUGCAGGUCAUUCAUGAGAAUGGGAAUUAUGGGGAGUCAUGGGUCCUGGUCUUGUGUUUGUCCUGCUGUGUUCCCCUAGUACAGGCCCUCACCCAGACCUACAAGCCUCACAUUAAGGACAGGCAGGACCUGCCUUGGGAUUUCCUGACUGGAGUUGCUUGUUCCUGCAGUAGCCUCUGCCUUGUGGGGCACCAGGUCUCUUAGGGGAGGGCCCUUGCAUAAGCCAGGGUGGGAUGUGCUGAAGUGGAAGAGGUUAGGUUGUUAGACUGGGGCAGAAUUCUGACCCAUUGGGAAAGAAACAGGAGAACUGCUCAGCCCUUUGGCUGCAGUGUUGGUGUUAAGUUCAUGAACACUCCAGACAGGGGAACAAAGGGUUUUUUUUCUGUGGGAGGGAGGGCGAAGGAAUUCAUCCUGCGACAGUCCUCCUAGAAACCCUGACUCGGGCUGCUUUAGCCUCAGAUCAGUAUUGGAAAGGGGAAGAGGGAGGUACAGACUUGGGAGUAGCUUUCUGUAGGAGAAGCAGUUGUCUCCGCUGUCAGGCUGGCUCUGGCAUUGUGGGAACGAUCCUUAUUUCUGACGUUUGCCUGGCUCCUUUUGGCUAAUGGCUGAGCUGGAGGUACAUGGACUUUGCUUACCUAGCAGCUAUGUGUGGUUGCCCAGAACUCUUCAAAGCCACAUGGGUUGUGCUGGUCAGCUAGAGUUUUGGACCAGAGAGCAGGCAAGCACCAGAAUGGGGAGAAAGAGAGCUUGGCUCUCCAGUGGAUUCAUAUUUAACACGGGGAUUGGGGACAUUUGUCUUGCAUUUUAAUAAACUGGAGCGAAGCACA